GCGCCCGGCCUGCAGCACGGAUGCGCCUCCCUCGCAGGCUGGCUGGCUGGCUGGCUGGCAGGUUCCAGUCUAGUGCUGCCGCCCAGCCAGCCCAGCCCAGAACCUGGCAGCCCUGGUACUCCAACUGCCCUCGUGUACCAGCGUACCAGGCCAGCCAGCCAGCCAGCCAGCCAGCCCAGCCCGAGGAAGGCGCUUGACUCCAACCCCGUUGCCGUGUCGGCCGCGUUGGCCGUGUUGUCUUGUCUGUCUCGGGUCGAUCCCAUCUCCAAAUUUCAAAGUCCAGCCACCUCAGAUAGCCGCAGCCAGCACCCUCGACACCGCUCCCUCUUUUGUCAACACGCUAGCCAUCACGACAUCACUGCACAACCCGCCCUGGCCGUCUGCAUCCGUCACCCACUUCCUCACCACUCCCUCAUCCGCUGCUGCUUCCAAGCCCCCCGGCCUGACUCGCACGCGCCGCAAUCAUGUCUUCUAAUCAGUAUGACGCGCAGGCUUCAACCAACUACAAGGAGGCUUUCUCGCUGUUCGACAAGCGCGGCAACGGCCGUGUCACCCUCGACAACCUCGGCGACCUCCUGCGCGCCUGUGGCCAGAACCCUACCAUGACCGAGAUCAAGGACCUGGAGAAGAGCGUCGGCGGUGACUUCGACUUCGAGACUUUCCAGCGCGUGCUGAACCGCCCCGGCGGAUUCCGUGACCCAGGCGAGCCUGAGGAGUACUGCCGCGGCUUCCAGGUCUUCGACAAGGACAUGACGGGCUUCAUCGGCGUCGGCCAGCUCAAGUACAUCCUGACCAACCUGGGCGAGAAGAUGACGGAGGAGGAGGUGGAAGAGCUGCUCAAGGCCGUUGACACCACCUCGGGCGAGGUCAACUACACGGAUCUGGUCCGGACGAUUCUUGCGAACUAGAUGGAACAUUACCGAGUCCAGACGCCGCGGGACGAUGGGCGAACAAGAUGACUGCGCCAUAUGCUGGGAGGGGAGAACAAGGCAUAGGAUGAUAUACUGCAUGGGUUGUCAAGGGACUGGCCGGCGUUUACUGCUUUUGUUGCUGACGAGUGACGAGAUAUGCCUUGAGCAAAACAAACAAACGUCGGGUGCCCUGGGUCGGGUGCCCUGGGUCGGCUGUUGGCCAAAGUGCCCGGAGGAUAGGUACAAUCGAUCAGACAUUUGAGAAUAUGGAGCCUCUUUUUGCUUGUCAG
This is a messenger RNA of Diaporthe batatas, 1201 nucleotides long. RefSeq lists its product as uncharacterized. Gene Ontology annotation, biological process: mitotic actomyosin contractile ring assembly. Gene Ontology annotation, molecular function: calcium ion binding. NCBI's taxonomy places the organism in Eukaryota, Fungi, Ascomycota, Sordariomycetes, Diaporthales, Diaporthaceae. The record is from RefSeq and is a predicted model, not a curated record. The transcript has 3 exons. Bases 465 to 908 code for a protein of 147 amino acids. Gene Ontology annotation, cellular component: myosin II complex.